AUGGAUAACCACCCCCAACCCUCAGCCUCCCCUGGCUCCUCGAAUCUUCCUUCCGGGGAAGAUAUCACUGACUUCAUUAACGAGCCCACUGAUGCCAAUGAGUCUGCUGGUGCCAACCAGUCCACCGGAGUCAACCAACCCACUGGUACUGAUGACUCUGCCGGCGGCAAUGAUCCUGUCGAGCCUGGACCCUCAAAUUGGUCCCAUCAACCCAGCCUUGAAAUUCUCCAGGCGCACCUGGCAGCUGACGAUAAUCCUGAUUCUGACUCUAGCGAGCCACCUGUGCAUCCCGAUUUCUAUAUCCAUCUAGCCAGAUUGCAAAGAAUCAACGAAGCCAAUCGAGUCAAUGCGCGCAGAGAAGCCGAAGCUCAGCAUCAAGCUCAUCAAGCUUCUUUGGCACUCUAUGACACCCAGCAUCAAGCUUCUCCCAUGUUCAAUGACCCCCAGCGUGGAAGCUCGCAGCUUGCUAACGACCCCAGCCAAUCCUUGUACGAUGCCAGUGCCGAACGUCGAUUGCAGCCAUCCCCAAUGGACAUGCCUGAGCGAUAUGAAACCCAGCCUUCCACUGAAGCCGGUCUAUCCGAGCCAAUCCCACAUGAUCGUUACGAGACACCUGAUCCCACAGGUUCUGUUCAUCAUCCCCAAGAUCUUUCUUCUCACCACCAACCUCCGUCUCCCUACCCAAUGGCAGCUGGUCACCAAGCUUCUGCUGGUCCAAGCACUUUGGGAAAUCCUCCUACGACAGCACCUCAGCGACCCCGGUACACCGAAUAUGGUAACCCUUACACACUCGCACGCGAGCCAGAUCUGGUGCCUGAAGGUGCCAUUCCUUAUUCCCAAGACCGCAUCCUUCAAGCCUGGCUCAUUCGACAGCAGCUUAUUGCCGGCAUUCGCCCUGAAAAUCUUCAGCCCAUGUCCAACCCACGCAGCCUGAACAGCAGAACGCCUCCUUGGAUCGUGAUCAAUGACAGUGGUGCCCAUAUCAUAAGAAUGCGGCCUGCCAGAUUCCACGGUGUCAUGCUUCCUAUGCCCGACCUUCCUUGGUUCCCGCGGCGCGCAAACCCCAAUUCAUCCACCGCGCCUGCUUCGUCAACUGCUCCUGGUGCUUCGAGUUUGCCCGCUACUUCAAACAUCCAGACUGCUCCAAGUUCUGGUACUACUCAAAACUUGCCGGUUGGCCCUGACUUGUCGGCUGCCCCAAGUUCACCCGCUGCAAACUCGCCGGUUGGCCCAAAUAUUUCGGCUGCCCAAAAUACACCGGUUGACACAGAUUUGCCCACCGCCACUGACUUGCCGGUUGCUCAACCGGUUCGAGCUGCUGCAAACCCUCUGGCUGUCCAGCCAGUUACUCCACACGUGUCUGGUGGCCUAGGGGCCUCGGCUCCUCCAAACUCCCCGGUGGGCACACUCCCACAAGUCCCCAUGGCUGCCCUCCAGUCACAGAUCCGGGCGGCCCUGACCGGGCAAAACCGAACUGAUACUGAAUCUAUCAGUUCGCAGGAGACCCCUGGGGCCGGGGCACCUCCUGCUAGUUCUCCCGGGGCCGCCCAUGGCAAUGGGGCCUCCAAUGGGAACGGGGCUAUGCCCCACGGAAUCAUCUGGGAGGAGCCCGAGGAGGACUCGGAGGACUCUGAGGGGCCUGUGUCGCCCCAUCUCCGUCGUUUCCUUCUCGACGGUGGGGAUGAUCAAUCCUCCUUGUGA
Penicillium coprophilum is the source of this 1701-nucleotide messenger RNA. RefSeq lists its product as uncharacterized. NCBI's taxonomy places the organism in Eukaryota, Fungi, Ascomycota, Eurotiomycetes, Eurotiales, Aspergillaceae. The transcript has a single exon. Bases 1 to 1701 code for a protein of 566 amino acids. The record is from RefSeq and is a predicted model, not a curated record.